GUAUGACAUAUAGUUUGGGACUCCAGCACCGACAAGAAUGGCACAUGAAUUGGCCUCUAGUGGCCGUGUUCGUUGUGAGUGUGGCUUUCUUCACCUAUCUGCUCAUAGCCGACCCGAACUACUGUGGCUGUGAAUUCAGAAUCAACUGUGGCGACUAUGAAGUGCUGACGGCAAUGAAUCUGACAGUACCAUCGAAUGCUGGGCCAACGGAAGAAAAAUACCACUCGCAAUUUGGCCACAACAUCUUCCCAAUGAGCUUCCGAAUCUCUGUAUGCCGAGUGAACGUGGUCACUGAUUGA
This is a messenger RNA of Sphaeroforma arctica JP610, 299 nucleotides long. RefSeq lists its product as hypothetical. The record is from RefSeq and is a predicted model, not a curated record. The transcript has 2 exons. NCBI's taxonomy places the organism in Eukaryota, Ichthyosporea, Ichthyophonida. The annotation marks the transcript as partial.